GCUCCAGUCAAAUAUUCGCAUUCAAUGAAAAAGGUUGCUUACGCCCUUCAGCACCGAACGGCGUACCAGAGGAAAAAAAUUUUAUUCAGAGCCAGACCCUUACAAAAGCUGGAUAAGGUGCCUUGUUUAGCGUACUGUAUGUGUGUGGUCGGUCAAGUGAAAAUUGAAAAAUAGAAAAAAAAUUCCAACAGACUUUCGAGUGAAAUUUUAUUUGUUUCCCAUUUUUUUUACAUUUAGUUUUUUGGGUUUCCUUAAAAAACGUUUUUUCUUUUUUGAUGUACAGUGACGAUUUGGUUGAGUUUUUCAAUUUUGCAUUCGUUCGGCAAAGGACAAUAGUUUCAGUGUAAAAAAACAAUUUUUUUCGGUGGCAAGAAUAUGGAUUAGGUGCUGCACACGAAUGGGAUAAAGGUGACGGCUCUUGCAGAGUAUCAUGACUAAAAAUGUUACAAACUGGAGCUCCUGGAAGACAUUUUUUUUAACACUUCUACUAACAUGCUUUAAUCAUAUCGAUUACACAUCAGCUGAAAAUAAUAUUGGGUGUCUUUUCGUAGAAUCUUUGUGCUUGGAAAACAUCGAAUGGUGUUUUGAUGAUUAUGCUUUCGGUAAAUGUCUUCCAAAAUAUGGAACUGAAUCAGAACAAGAUGAAUUGGAACGUGAGCCACUCAAUGAAGAACAAUCACAUAUCCUGUCGACGAUGCUGGAAGAACUUCAAGGGGCUGGAUUAGGAUGGGACCAUUUGUUCGUACAAUGUCGUAUGCAAGGAGCAUUGUUCUCACUACGGAACAGUGUUCCCAUGCCACCGAAUUUGUGCGCCAAUCUGGCACCGGAUCCACAAGUUCUGGAUCCACAAAGUCCACUGGCAUUUGUCCGAUUUCAGCCACCGGAUGAUGCAUACGCGGACGAAGUAUACUUUCCGCCGGAUAAAAAGGGAUUCGACGACAGACUUUUUUUGCAACCAUUAAAAUCUAUACAACCUCAGAAGAAACUCACCUCACACCGACUGUACGGGAGUCCAUUCAGUCCUUUUGACAAUGCAGCUGUACCAUAUAAACGCUCCGACUAUCUGGAGAAUGCAGUUCCCAGCGAAGAGAUUGAGAAUCGCAUCAAAGACAUCAAAAAUCGCAUUGAGCUUAGGAAAAUGUUGGCUGAGUAUGAAUCGGGACAAUUGAAGCCGCCGAUCUAUUAUCAGCAAGACAUUUUCGAGAACAGUGCCAAUGAAGAACCGGCCGUGGAAGAUUACUUACUGCCGAAUAUGAAACGAAUGCCUGGACAAUUUGAUGCGAUUGACGACGACGACUUUCAGGAUGAUCCAUUACUUGACGGGUCGCCGAAAACCUCAUUCCGUGAAAUGUCCAGAGAACUGCAUAUACCAAAAGUUGAUUUAAACCAUCAUAGCAUCAAGUCCCAUAAACAUUCAGACCCGAAGCUACAAGACGCCGAGGAGACGAAUGAGUUACCACUGGAGCCAUUAAAACUGAAUGCCAUGCGAUACUUUGACGAAUCGAACAACAUUCUACCCGAUGAAUCUGGUGUGUAUACGGAAGGAGGGUUGGUCUAUCUUUCCGAUUCCAAAAAACAUCAAUCAAAGGUUGACCGCAAAGCAGAAGCCCGAAAUCUACUAUCCAAUAUGCUGGGUUUCACUAGGCAUGAAAGAUUAGACGUUAAAAAACCUGGUCCUCCGGCUGCACCUCCACCAUCAUCUCAAUCACCGCAUGAAACACCGAAACUACAGGAAAAUGUAGAUGAAAAACAGGAGAUUAACAAAGAGGUUUUGCCGACACACAUCAAGGAUGAUCACUCGCCUAAAACCAAGAAAGUCUUGCAUACCGACAAUGACCAUGGACCUCAUUCUGUAGACACUGAUUACACCCAUGUCAUAUUGAAAUCAUCCGUUGACGACUGGAACCACGGACGCCGGAUUGUUGCAGCCUUAGCUGAUAUGCUCAACAUGCAAAACUAUUUCACAUUUUCGAAUUUGGCUCGGCAUGAAAUUACGUUCCGUGUCGAAGAGAAUCCGGAAAAGAAAACCGCUGCUGAUGUUGCUCGAGCUAUCAAUGAUAAUCGCUUCAAGAACAACCUGUCCCGUCGUCUCGGUGUCAAUGUACUGCGUGCAGGAGUUGGAGACAAGACCAAGGAGCUAGAUUCAGCUAUCUAUUCGAAACGAGAAUUCGCCGAAGAAGGACCCAAUGUCACGCAUGUGUUGGUUUAUAUGGUAGCCGGUGCCGGUUUGGCGGCUGGCGUUGUGAUUGUUAUGACACUGUUGUUGAUUCGGCGUCACGAUAAGAAACUCGAUAAACUUGGUGGACUGCAAAAAGGAUUGAUUGCCACAGAAGCGAGCAGCAAGGAUUAUCAGGAACUGUGUCGUGCUCGCAUGGCGGGUAAGGGAAACGAUAGUCCUUCUGCUGGUCGAAUGACAUCUAUUUCUAAAGAUAACGAGAAGGCACCGUCAUCACGAUCCAGCACAUCGUCAUGGUCUGAGGAACCAGCGCUAACGAAUAUGGACAUUUCAACUGGACACAUGGUUUUGUCGUACAUGGAAUCACAUCUGAAGAAUAAAGGCCGACUACAACGCGAGUGGGAAGCGCUACAACGUUAUGAAGCUGAACCAAGCUCAAGAGAUACAGCCAUUCAACCCCAAUGCGAACCAUUAAAUCGACCUACAGCUCCGUUACCAUACGAUCACUCUCGAGUAGUCAUCAAUCACUUGGCGAAUGCUGAAGGAUUGGACUAUGUGAAUGCAUCAACGAUAACCGAUCACGAUCCCCGAGCUCCAGCGUAUGUUGCCGCUCAAGGUCCACUUCCAUCGACUCUGGCACAUUUCUGGCAAAUGGUAUGGGAACAGGGCGCUGUUGUCAUUGUGGCUUUGUGUAAGCUUCAAGAAAAUGGAGAAAUUGCUUGCGCAAGAUAUUGGCCGGAAGAGGGAGCUGAAGUGUAUCACAUCUAUGAAGUUAAUCUUGUCAGCGAGCACAUAUGGUGCGAAGACUACCUAGUACGAUCAUUUUACCUAAAGAAUCUACGUACCGGCGAAACUCGAACCGUUACCCAAUUCCAUUUCCUAUCAUGGCCUGCCGGUUCGGUUCCGAUAGCCGCCAAAGCACUGUUGGAAUUUAGACGUAAAGUUAAUAAAUCGUAUCGCGGACGAUCAUGUCCCAUUGUUGUGCACAGCAGCAAUGGUGCCGGUCGAACUGGUGCAUACAUUCUGUUGGAUUUGGUGUUAGCUAGAAUGAAUAAGGGAGCGAGAGAAAUUGACAUUGCGGCAACGCUUGAACAUCUGAGAGAUCAACGAUCCGGUCUGGUGGCAACGAGACAACAAUUCGAGUUCGUAUUGAUGGCGGUGGCUGAAGAGGUUCACGCCAUUCUAAAGGCCCUGCCAGCUAACACCCAAAACGAGAAACGCGAGCUUGACAAUGAAGCUGUUAAGGAACAGGAACCGGAAAAAGAUACAACGGACAAAACUGAUGAUACAACGGAAAAAAAGACAACUGCAGAAACGACAAAGGAAAAAUAAUUUUUUUUAUUUUAAAAGAAUUUUAGAAGACAUACGGGCGGUCGGGUAAGUUAAGUUUUUAGCUUCUUUUUGUUUUUUGUUUUUUUUCGUAUAAAGUCUCGAGCUCAUAAGUUUUCAUUUCCAUAGUUUUAUUGAACAACCGUUGAUUGAAUUGAACAAAUUGGAAUUGAUUAAAAAAAAUGAACAAAAAAUUAAACAAAAAAAA
Molecule: messenger RNA, 3713 nt
Organism: Bradysia coprophila
Lineage: Eukaryota; Metazoa; Arthropoda; Insecta; Diptera; Sciaridae
Gene: IA-2
Product: tyrosine phosphatase IA-2
Biological process (GO): regulation of secretion; protein dephosphorylation
Cellular component (GO): secretory granule; synapse
Molecular function (GO): protein tyrosine phosphatase activity
Source: RefSeq, a predicted model, not a curated record